UAAUACCUCAGAGCAGACUGGCCGACUAGUGGAUAACACGGAGUAAACUGCCUGCGGUGCGCCGGAAUCCGCAUUGCCGAAGCUGAGGUCAGAUACAGACGCUGGCCGGAGACAUCGCACCAUGGCAGACGGCGACAACAAGAGCACAAAUCUCCUGGCGCAGGAGAUUUCCCAACUGGAGGAGCAGCUUCAGGGGUGGGGCGAGGUGAUCCUGGCUGCUGACCACGUCCUGCGCUGGCAGAAAUCCUGGUUUCCCGGCGCCCUUAUUGGAGUCACCACCGUGCUGUUCACGCUGAUCUAUUACCUGGACCCUUCAGUCUUGACCGGAGUCUCCUGUAGUGUGAUGCUCCUGUGUCUGGCUGAUUACCUUGUUCCAACCCUGGCCCCAAAGAUCUUUGGCUCCAGCAAAUGGACCACCGAACAACAGCAGCGCUUCCAUGAGAUCUGUGGGAACCUGGUGAAGCUCCAGAGGCGUCUGUUGGGCUGGUGGAGGCGCAUUUUUGCCCUCAAGGAGGAGAAACCAAAAAUGUACUUCCUGUCUGUGAUCUCCUGUCUGGUAGUGAUGGCCUGGAUUGGGCAGCAGGUCCACAACCUAUUCCUGACCUACCUGAUCGUGACUGUGCUGCUCCUCCUCCCCGGCCUGAACCAGCACGGCAUCCUCGCCAAGUACACCGGCAUGGCCAAGAGGGAGAUCAACAAGCUGCUCAAGCAUAAGGAGAAGAAAAAUGAGUGAAACAGACACGCAGGAGACGUUUGUUUGCUUGGCAUUGGGACUUGAGAUCCAUGCCACCCCCCACCUUACCCCUCUCCUACAGUGCGCUCCUAGAAUACUCACAGAUCCUGUAGGAAUUCUGUAGGCAAAAUUGAUAGAGCGAAGCAAAUGUUACCUGUUAUGUGCUCUAUUACGGAAGAUAACCACAAGUAGUCGUUCACCACACACACUUCAUGAGUCCCACCUUAAACAUCUGCUUUUUCAGACUCUGGCCUAUUUGCUUUCACUAGUGACUAGCUAAAAUACUGAAGUUCAGGUCAGAAGGGAAAGCCAGUUUACAGCUAAGAGUAUUUUUAAUCUUGUUCAUUUUCAAUGCUAUGCUGAGGUUAUACUAUAAAAUAAGCAGUAUGUGUCACAGUGAAUGUCAAUUAGUGAAACAUACGGAUGAAUUAUGAUGAAUUAUUUGUGACACGAAACUGGAUAAUUAUAUUCCGAGACGUUGUGGUCAGUAUACUCUGUACUAUCAGGAUCAUAGCUAUACGUGUAAUGCAUAUGUAAGCUUAUGGCUUUAAGUGUACCAUAAGUGUACCACUUUUUCAUAAGCCUUUAUGAGAAAAGUGUGAUUCAGAAGAAGCUCCUUGAGGAGACUGUGUGCCAGACUGUGCUGAAAUCUGCUGUACUGAAAGAACACUGGAUUUUUUUUGAAUAUCUGGCCUACUGAAUCAGAAACCCCGGCUGAUUAUGAUUUUACCAGUGGGCUUCAGUGACUUCUGUAAAUAUCCGACCUCUGCUUUUUAUUUUGGCCUUUAUUUGAUGUUUAUCAUUUAAAACCUUCAUUUAUUCAUUUUCAUCUUUUUUUUUCCCAAUGGUAAUAAAGAUACACAUUACACUUG
Paramormyrops kingsleyae is the source of this 1605-nucleotide messenger RNA. RefSeq names its product ADP-ribosylation factor-like protein 6-interacting protein 1. Lineage: Eukaryota; Metazoa; Chordata; Actinopteri; Osteoglossiformes; Mormyridae. The record is from RefSeq and is a predicted model, not a curated record. Gene Ontology annotation, biological process: cotranslational protein targeting to membrane. Gene Ontology annotation, cellular component: Sec61 translocon complex; membrane.